CAAUAAUCGCCAUCCAACCCGUCACUCCUCUAAACUUGAGGAAACCCGAAGGUAAACUUUGGGAAGGCUGCUGGAAAGUUUUUAGCAACUCAGUGUUGUAGUUCAAUAAAAUAAUCCCUCUAAAAUGAAGGACAUGACUUCUGAAGCAUGAAGGGAAUGAAGUCUUCGCUUUGACGCGCAACGCAAAAUGGACAGGACGCGCAGGUUCACUUUGGGAAUAAUAAUAACAGCUGUUGUCCUAUGCAAAUACUCCCAGGCUGAAUGGAAUACCACAAAGACACCAUGCAAUCACCAUGACAACAGCAGCAACUGCACAGAUUCAAAUGAUGAGCACAAAUGGAGUGGGCAUUUUUCUAAGUGUCCAAAAGAAUACAAGCAUUACUGUAUCCAUGGUGUUUGCCGUUUUGUAAAGGAGCAGAACACUCCUUCAUGCAGAUGUGAAACAGGAUAUAUUGGCACUAGGUGCGAAUAUCUUGAUCUUGAUUAUCAUGUAGGAGAACGAAGGAAAAUAAUCAUCGCAUGUGUGGUCGCAGGAUUGGUCUUUCUGAUUCUGCUCAUCGUCUUCAUAUGUGUCUGUACACACAAACAAUAUAAUCCAUGUAGAAGAAAGAAGAGAACAAAGGAAACAAGUGAUGAAGAUGAGAAGCUCAGUUCACUAAACACACGUGAAGCUUUAGCUGCUCCGGUCGGCACAUCCGACACAAAUGUUGUAUGAAGUGAGUGUGUUUAUUUCUUCUCUUACUUCAUUCCAUUUACGUUAAGUAUGUGGUGCAUUAGGGCCACUUACUUAUCAGAUUAUUAAACCAGCGGCUCUCAAAUGGUUCAGGACUCAGAUUUUACUUUAGAUAUCAA
Sinocyclocheilus grahami is the source of this 852-nucleotide messenger RNA. It is a transcript of the gene btc, whose product is annotated as betacellulin, epidermal growth factor family member. The coding region runs from base 188 to 715 and encodes 175 amino acids. The transcript is spliced from 5 exons. The record is from RefSeq and is a predicted model, not a curated record. Gene Ontology annotation, molecular function: epidermal growth factor receptor binding; growth factor activity. NCBI's taxonomy places the organism in Eukaryota, Metazoa, Chordata, Actinopteri, Cypriniformes, Cyprinidae. Gene Ontology annotation, biological process: epidermal growth factor receptor signaling pathway; positive regulation of cell population proliferation; positive regulation of mitotic nuclear division.